This is a messenger RNA of Styela clava, 564 nucleotides long. Lineage: Eukaryota; Metazoa; Chordata; Ascidiacea; Stolidobranchia; Styelidae. The record is from RefSeq and is a predicted model, not a curated record.
AUGGAUCUAAUAUUAGUUCAUGGUGCUACUAAACAUCUAGUUCAUGUUGAAGAUGAUUCAACUGUUGAUGAAUUGAUGACACUCGUUACAGAAAAAACACAGAUUCCCAAUUUCAACCAAAAACUUAUAUAUAAAGGAGUUGCCAUUUCAAAAGACAACGUUAAAUUAUUAAAAGAAUUUAAAAUAAAAAAUAAUUCGAAAAUUAUGGUUAUUGGUCAGAGGCAUGAUCCUGAAGAAGAAAGUAUUUUAAAAAAAUUGGCAGAGACAGAGAAAACCGUUGAAAAAAUGAAUUCAAGUAUUGCGAAAUUGAAUUCUGAUAUUGACAGUGUUAAAAAAGGAUUUAUGGAGAAGUCAUUACUUUCAAAAUCAAUUGAACGUCUUCAAAAAAUUCUUUUGAAAUAUACGGAAGAUGGAAUGCAAGCUAUGGAAUUUUUGGAUGGAAUGAAAAUUGACGAAAAGUUCAAAGAUGCUCGUUUAAAAAAGAAAAGUUUGAUAAACAAAAUUCAAACAAUAUUAGAUAAAUGUGAUAUUAUAUCUGAUAAUUUAUCAACAGCCAACAGUUGA